UAAUAUGACCACUAGCUGUGCCAGAUGGAUGUAAAGCAGUGUAAAGAUAUUGACUAAGCUAUUUGCUAACAUCUGCAUGGUGAUGAUGAAGUGCUCUUGCAUGCAUCUCCUCAUGGUGCUAGCCACCAUUCAAGCUCUCUAUGGGACAGUGCUCAUGCAAGGUGAUUGCAGAUUCCGCUACAUAAAUGAGCCUGGACCCACCACACAGAGCUGCAACAUUAUCGGGUCUGGAGUUAAUAUAACCUGUUACGUUGAAGGAGAUUCAUUUGUGCAUAUUCAGUGGCACUUUUCUUCUGACCCUUCUGUAAUUGGUGUGACAAACCAAAGCACUUACAUCAGUAUACCAAACUCACUAUAUAGCGUCCAAACUACAUAUCAAAUCGUUGAAAACAAUGUGAAUAUUCGUCGUGAUAAUUUCACCAUUUCCAAGGUGAAUAAUUCUACUGUUGGUUACUACUGGUGCAGUAUUAGAGGUCACUCUACUCCAAGCCAAGUGGUCCACAUUGAGCAACAGUGUAGCACCUCAGCAAUCAACUCAUGCAACUCGCCAAUUAUACCUCUUCUAUCGCAGGGCUCAAAUCGAUGUGCUAACGUUUCAAAUCAAAAUAUCUCAAUUGUGAAUGCUCAAGAUCUCCAAUGUGAUUCCAUUUCGACCCCCGCUCCUAAAACAGACUCAACCCCACUACCAUCCACUGAAGAUAAAAGCACUCCAGAAACAACUACUGUUGAAGAUAAAAGUAUUACAGAGUUGACAACCACUGUUGAAGAUAAAAGUAAUACAGAAUUGACGACUACUCUUGAAGAUAAAAGUAUUACAGAAUUAACGACUACCGAAGACAAGCCUUCUAACGCUCAGACAACGCAGCCUGCUACUGACAGUGACAUCUUUACUAUGCAAGAAACAUCCAACAUGGAGACCAUUGCCUCAACAGCGACUACCAUAGAGAGGGGUGACGGAACUUCCCAGGGUGGGGGGAGCCUACCUACUGAUAUUAUAUGGCUGGCUAUUGGCAUUGUCCUGGCUUUUCUACUUGUGGGUGUCUUCAUUCUCCUAGCUGUCAUUGCUGCACUGCAGUGCAAGAAGAGAAGAAUUAAAGGUGUCACCUCACCCACCAGUGCUGAAUCUGCCAUUGCCCUGAGGGACAUUGAUGGUCAAUUGGACAAGAAAACAGAGGCCAACUUGGAACCACUGUACGCAGAGAUACCAGCUGCAGUGCCUGGCAGUCUGAUCAGAUUAGGGAUACCUAACCCCCUCCUCAUAAGCUCUAGUACGUCCAAUACAAUGACGAGAGAUGAUCACAUGAUGCCGUUAUCCCCUGGAUCUGGUCAAUAUGUAGACAUGUCAGUGCAGCUAGCGCUUCGUCCACCCGUGACCUCUCCCCCGAGUGGCUAUUACGAAACAGUUACACCAGACACAUUCGAACAUGGCAGAAGUGGCCAACGACCUUCAAAUUCAAGCAUGCCCAAUUUGCCCCCCGUACUGGACACAAGUGAUGGUGUUUUUGAUGAUCCUAAGUAUGACAUUAUAGACUCAUCUCCUCCUACAACAAAGAAACAUUCAAAAGUGCUAGUAUCGCUAUCAGCACCUCAAGAAGAGCACAACCAUUUGGAAACCGAUGGAAACGACUAUAAACAGAUAUUGAGUGAAUUCACAGGCAAAAACGAGAUCAGUCGCAAACUUAGCUAUGAUUCUCACACUUACACUCCGGUUCAGCCCACUCAGUCGAAAGGGAGUGACUAUACAUUUGCUAUUGUGAGUACAGAAGAAAAUUAUAUCAGUGAGCAAGGACAUUUGUAUCAUAUUUUGGAGUCGUCCACUCAGUCGCAAAGGGAAGGAUCAAAUUCACCGAACGUGAAGCAAAGUGUAAGUCCUGUUUCAAAUCCUGAUGAUUGUGUUUUCGAUGAGCCUUCGGAAAAUUCGACUGUAGUUGUGAAUUAAUUGAACUGCAUAUAUGGUUACAAUGAGAACCUUGUGAUCUUCUCACGUACAAUUAGUAAAAUUGUGUUGUAGUAUAAUUAUCUUAAUUGUGUUUGUACAAUAUAUCAUUUACUUUUGCCUUAUUGUAUUACCAUUGAAGAAUUACUUAUUAAGGACUUCAA
Messenger RNA from Halichondria panicea, 2100 nucleotides. RefSeq lists its product as uncharacterized. The transcript has 4 exons. NCBI's taxonomy places the organism in Eukaryota, Metazoa, Porifera, Demospongiae, Suberitida, Halichondriidae. The coding region runs from base 77 to 1939 and encodes 620 amino acids. The record is from RefSeq and is a predicted model, not a curated record.